Drosophila rhopaloa is the source of this 2423-nucleotide messenger RNA. Its product is annotated as probable cytochrome P450 6a14. Gene Ontology annotation, molecular function: monooxygenase activity; heme binding; oxidoreductase activity, acting on paired donors, with incorporation or reduction of molecular oxygen. The transcript is spliced from 2 exons. The record is from RefSeq and is a predicted model, not a curated record. Lineage: Eukaryota; Metazoa; Arthropoda; Insecta; Diptera; Drosophilidae. The coding region runs from base 333 to 1862 and encodes 509 amino acids.
GUGAAGUCGGGUAACAGAUAACAUUUACCAAGUAUGCAUAAUUAUUUCGUCAGCCAUUAAACGGAUUACUCAUUAGAAUAAAUAUUUAUUUGUGAUUGCUCAACAAACAUGUAACCAGUUUUCUUUUGAGUUUCGGAAUUUUGAUCUGUAUAUAAACCUACCAAUGCUGUGCAUCACUUUGGUUCGCUACAAGUUUUAACAAAGUGCUAGUGUUUGCCAAGAGAUAAUGGCUUGUUAAAAGCUCGACUAACGUAUAAAAAGGCGAACUUAGCGGCUAAACAAUCAGUAUGUUCUGAGAGUUAAACGGAAACAGUGUUAGGUGAUCGCUCGCAAUGCUUUUUACAAUCGCCCUGUUGGGCGUAAUCUUGGCCUUGGCCUAUUACUUCUAUAUCAAAGUCUUCACCUAUUGGGAACGCAAAGGAGUUCCCUUCGAGCGUCCACUGAUGCUAGUUGGCAACAUGAAGGGAAUCGGGUCGAAGUUCCAUUUCCGGGAAAUCAACCAGAGGAUCUACGAUCAGUUCAAGGGAAAGUCUUCCUUCGCCGGAAUGUACAUGUUCUUUAAGCGAACCGCCAUGAUUACCGACCUCGACCUGAUCAAGCAGGUGAUGAUCAAGGACUUCAGCUACUUUCAAGAUCGUGGUGCUUUCAACAAUCCCCGUGACGAUCCCUUAACUGGUCAUCUUUUCACCUUGGAGGGCGAGGAGUGGCGAUCGAUGCGACACAAACUGAGUCCCGUUUUUACCUCCGGAAAAAUGAAGCAAAUGACGGGAGUCAUUAUCGAAGUGGGUCAUCGCCUGGCCGAAGCCAUGGAUACCUCAGUGCAGGCGGCAAAAGUGGAUGAUGGCUGUGUGGAGAUUAAGGACCUGUGUGCCCGGUUCACCACGGACGUGAUUGGUUCCUGUGCCUUUGGACUGGAGUGCUAUAGUCUCAAGGAUCCCAACGCCGAAUUCCGCACCAAGGGCCGACAGAUUUUUGAGAGACGUCGUCAUUCUCAGUUUGUGCAAUCAUUUCUUUUUACCAACGCUAAGUUGGCUAAGAAGUUGCGCUUCAAAGUAUUUCCCGAUGAUAUAACCGAUUUCUUUAUGUCGGCUGUAAAAAAUACUGUGGACUAUCGCCUCAAGAACGGCAUAAAGCGAAACGACUUCAUCGAUCAGCUAAUAGAGCUCCGAGCAGAGGACCAAGAAGCGGCUAAAAAGGGUCGGGGUAUCGAUCUAUCCCAAGGACUGACCCUGGAGCAGAUGGCCGCGCAGGCCUUUGUGUUCUUCGUAGCUGGGUUUGAGACCUCCUCCAGCACCAUGUCCUUCUGCCUGUAUGAACUUGCCGUGCAGCCCGAGAUUCAGCAGAGGGUGAGGGAUGAGAUUGAAAGUGUGCUCGGCAAUGUGGAAGAAGGAGAGCUCAAUUACGACGCCUUGGCCGAAAUGAAGUAUUUGGAUCAGGUGGUGGCUGAAACCCUUCGGAAGCAUCCCCUUCUCCCCCAUUUAAUAAGAGAGUGCAAUCGAGACUACAAAGUACCCAACACAGAUAUUGUUCUGGACAAAGGCAUCACUGCCUUGAUCCCCGUACACAACAUUCACCACGAUCCGGAGAUAUAUCCAGAUCCAGAGAAGUUCGAUCCCAGUCGGUUCGACCCGGAGGAAGUCAAGUCUCGCCACCCGAUGGCAUAUUUGCCCUUUGGCGAUGGGCCUCGCAACUGCAUUGGACUGCGUUUUGGAAAGGUUCAGGCCAAGGUUGGUCUGGUUUCGCUGCUUCGUCGCUUCAAAUUUUCCGUAUCGAAACGCACCGAAGUUCCUUUAAUUUUGUCGAAGAAGGCUUUUCUGUUGUCCACCGAAAACGGCCUUUAUCUGAAAGUAGAAAGCAUUUAAGUUUAAGCCAAAAUAAAUAUGCAAAUUAAAAAGUGGAAGUUAAAUAAAACAAAAGCAAAAUAAAUUGAACACCUUUAAAAAAAACAGUUACGGGUUAGAAGUUAAAUAAAAGAUCGGAAAGCGGAAGGCGGGACUUAACCUUAUAUGAAUCAAGCGUUAGGCUUAAAAAUAGUAAAAUGAACAAUAUUCACCAAAAGUGUUCUCGCUUAUGAUUUAGCUUCUAAUAAAAAAUCAUCCCUAUGAACUAUAUUAAUAGAAAUAUUUUAAAUUCAAUUAAAAAGUAAACAGUAACUUCAAAUACUUCAGUGUUAAGUUUAAAUAUAUAUUAAAAUUUGUUAAUCUGUGUUGAAGAAAAAGGUAAAAAUGAAAAUAGAUAAAUUAAAUGAUUUAAAAUUAAACGUAUUAUUAAUGAAUAAGCAUUAAAAUAAUUAAGUCAAAUUGAUAUUGGGACACAAAUCAGAGCUACAAAUAUUGUUGUUUUUAUUUGAAUGCUUGGUAAAGCUGAAAAGAGUGAAAAUAUAUCAGAAUGCUCUUUGUACAAUAAAUUUUAAUAAUUUUAAA